AUGGGCUGCCACACCUGCCUACUUUGGCUGCUGUUCUUCUGCGGUGUGAUUCUUCCUGAAGCAGAAUCUGAAAACAUUCUUACAGAAAGUGAAACUUCAAGAGAUUUUGAUGCUGAACUCUUAACACCGUUUCCUGGUGGGAAUGGCCAGGAGCCACUGGUGGGGCCCCAAGGUGGUGAAAAUCCAGGAAACAUAUUAUUAGUUCUGCCUGCUGCCAUCUCAACUCAACCAUCUUCUAAACUGGCCUCAAGUUCCACUGCAUCAGGAUCGCUGGAUGGUGAGAAGUCACCAAGUGUCCUGUCAGUUCCACCUGUGGUCGAUUCAUUGCCCCUUAGUCGAAGGGCACAGCUCAGCCUCCAAGGUGCCGACAGUUCACCAGACCACACUCCAGGACUAGAUCCCAAACCAUACAAACCAUCAGGAGACUGGCUCCCUGUGCGGCUGGCAGGCAACCAUGGGAGAUGUGCGGGCCGUGUAGAACUCUUCUACCAGGGAGUCUGGGGGACUGUGUGUGAUGACCUCUGGGAUCUGCCAGAAGCAAACAUCAUCUGCAGGCAACUAGGGUGUGGCUGGGCUAUCUCUGCCCUGAGCGAAGCUUACUUUGGGGAAGGUUCCGGGAAGAUUCUUCUUGACAACGUGCAUUGCAAGGGACAUGAGGAUCACCUGGAGGAAUGCUCCCACAUUGGCUGGUUCUCCCACAAUUGUGACCACACUGAAGAUGCUGGUGUCAUCUGUUCAGAUGCUGACUAUGUAGCAAGGACACAACCAGAAUCCUCAUUCGUUGUCAUGGAUGAAACCAUGGUUUCAGAAAGGUCUCGCUGUGGUGGUGUUAUUACCAAAGCACCUGGAAAAAUCAAGAAUCCCCCAAUGAAUGAAAUGCAUGACAACAUAACCUGUGUAUGGGAAAUCAGGGCGAAUCCCUCUGAGCGUAUAAGGCUGGCGUUCCCAUCUCUUGACCUUGACUGCACCAACGAGUAUUUUGAAAUCCUGGAUGGCCCUCCAUCUUCCGCGGAUUCCCUGGGGAAACCCUGCAGCGGGUUCCAUAUGGCCUUCGCCUCCCACUCCAGCUCGAUGACCCUUGUGUACUUCCGAGGCAUGAACAACAUUGGGAAAAAUUUCAUGGCUUAUUAUUAUUUUGAAGCCAAAGAGAUGACAUCGAAGACGCCAUAUCUGAUCACCAUCCCCACGGCAGCUUCCAAGACGGUAACGGAAAGACCAAAACUCUCAAAUCCUGCACAGCCUACCAAUACUUCCAGUGGGAGUCUCUCACUUCUUCCCAAGCCUGACCCAGGGGACUGGCCAGAGCUGCGGCUGGUGGGUGGCUCCAAUCGGUGCUCAGGGCGUGUGGAGAUCCUCUACCAGGGAGUCUGGGGCACUGUGUGUGAUGACCUGUGGGACCUGAAUGAAGCUGAGGUCGUCUGCAGACAGCUGGGGUGCGGAAAGGGUGUGUCUGCCCUUGGCAAGGCCUACUUUGGCCCUGGUUCAGGAGAUAUCUUCCUAGACAACUUCCAGUGUGCUGGGGUGGAGCACUUCCUGGGCCAGUGUGCCCAUUCGGACUGGAGAGACCACAACUGUGGCCACCAUGAGGAUGCUGGUGUCAUCUGCUCAGAUGCUGACAAACCUCUGUUGAACGUUCCAGGAGACUGGCCAGAACUUCGCCUGGUGGGUGGCUCCAGCCGGUGCUCAGGACGAGUGGAGGUCCUUCACCAGGGAGUCUGGGGCACUGUGUGUGAUGACUUGUGGGGUUCAAAUGAAGCUGAGGUUGUGUGCCGCCAGCUAGAGUGUGGUCAGGCUAUUUCUAGUCUCGGUGAGGCCUACUUUGGCCCAGGCUCAGGAGACAUCUUCCUGGACAACCUUCAGUGUUCUGGGAUGGAGCAUUACCUUGGCCAGUGUCCACAUUCAGGAUGGUCAGAACAUAACUGUGGCCACCAUGAAGAUGCUGGUGUUAUUUGCUCAGAUUCAGAUGGCCCCCCUCCACCCAUGCCACCAGGUCCUCCUCCAGCUUCUCGGGAUCCAAUAACAGGAGGAAGCAACUCUUGUGGAGGGGUCAUUUCCAGUCUCUCUGGCUCAUUUUCCAGUCCAAGAUACCCAGAAAACUAUCCAACAGACAUCCAAUGUGUUUGGGAGAUCCAUGUGGAGAAAAACUUCCGCAUAGAACUCAUGAUUCCAAAUUUGAACCUGGAAGAUAUCCUUGGAUGUCCCUACGACUCAAUUGAGAUCUUCGACGGCCCCAGAAUUGCAUCACUCUCCAUGGGGAAGUUCUGUGCCCCGUCAGCUGUGGUAUUUUUCUCCUCCUCAGACAUCUUGACAGUGGUGUUCCGAAGCGAUUAUAUGACAACAAACACUGGCUUUUAUGCUUUUUUCAAUGCAAUUUCACAAGAUGGAAGGAGGUCAGAAGACAGACUAGUGCUGCGGCUGGCAGGCAGCUCCGGACAGUGCUCGGGACGUGUGGAGGUCCUCCAUCAGGGGGCCUGGGGCACUGUGUGUGAUGACUUGUGGGACAUGAAUGAAGCUGAGGUCAUCUGCAGACAACUGGGGUGUGGCCACGCCAUCGCUGCUCCUGGAAGUGCCUACUUUGGCCCAGGCUCGGGAAACAUCCUCCUGGACAACAUUCAGUGCUCAGGAAAGGAGAACCACUUUGGCCAAUGCCCCAGCUCUGCCUGGUUAGACCACAACUGUGGCCACCAUGAAGAUGCUGGCGUUAUCUGCUCAGAUGCAGCGGUAACUCCUCCACCCUCAGAAGGAAGUAACUCCUGUGGAGGAGUCAUUUCAAGUCUCUCGGGAUCCUUCUCCAGUCCUUGGUACCCUAUGAACUACCCCACUGACACGGAGUGCAUCUGGGAGAUACAAGUGGCUGAGAAGUUCAACAUAGAGCUAACAAUCCCCAGCCUGAAGCUAGAAGACAUUUAUGGGUGUCCUUAUGACUUUGUCGAAGUGUUUGAUGGAAAGCAUGUUGCCUCACUGUCCAUGGGCAAAGUCUGUGCUGGGGCAGAACUCACUUUCCUCUCCUCUUCCAAUUCCAUGACAGUGGUGUUUAAAAGUGACGCCAUGGUCACCAACACAGGGUUCUAUGCUCUGUACAACACUGUUCACCAAGACGAAAGGCAGAACGGUCUGGCCUUGAGACUGGUGAACGGUAGCCACAGGUGUGAGGGCCGAGUAGAGAUCUCUUACAAUGGUACCUGGGGCACAGUGUGUGAUGACAGCUGGGACCUGACAGAUGCCAAGGUGGUGUGCCAGCAGCUUGGCUGUGGUGUGGCCAUGUCAGCCCCAGCUGAGAGCUACUUUGAGAGAGGCAUGGACCAUAUCAUGCUGGAUGAUGUGCAGUGCAUGGGGGAUGAAGCCAAGGUGUGGCAAUGCACACAUCACGGAUGGUUCUCCCACAACUGUGGGCACCAUGAGGAUGCCAGCGUGGUUUGCUCAGGUGUUGAUGCCACACCAAGCAGAGGACCAGCAGAUUUUUCCAGUGACGUCAUGACAGAUGAAAAUUUCCAAUGUGGUGGUUUGCUCACAAAUAGUUCAGGCACCUUCUCCAGUCCUUGGUAUCCUAAAAAAUAUCCCACCAAUGUGCUAUGUGCCUGGGACAUACAAGUGGAUAGCAGCGCUCACAUCAGACUCACCUUUGAAGUGGUCAAGAUAGAAAACUUCUAUGGCUGCCCUUAUGACUUCAUUGAGAUUUUUGAUGGUCCACAAAGCGAAUCAUUUUCCCUGGGGAGAUUCUGCUCAGAAACCAUCCCAGUAUUUACCUCUUCUUCAAGCCACAUGAGUGUGGUGUUCCACAGUGAUGACAUUGUCACCAACUUAGGAUUCUAUGCAUCUUAUGAGUCUCUGUUGCAAGAUGAGAAAGACCCAGAUGUGGCACUCAGGCUAGCAAAUGGCAGCCACCCAUGUGAAGGCCGUGUGGAGCUCUACUACAACAGCAGCUGGGGCACAGUGUGUGAUGACAGCUGGGACCUAAGAGAUGCCCAGGUGGUGUGCCACCAGCUGGGCUGUGGAGGAGCUGUGGCAGCCACUGGCCGAGCACAUUUUGAGCGAGGCCUUGGUCCCAUUGUCCUGGAUGAUGUUGAAUGCAUGGGAACGGAAGCCAGACUUUGGCAAUGUCUGCACAGUGGCUGGUUUGCCCACAACUGUGGCCACCAUGAGGAUGCUGGUGUCAUCUGCUCAGCAUUGUUGGUAAAGCAGCCAGAGGUGUCCACUUCAACAGGUCUGGAUCUGCGGCUGGUGAACGGGACAAGAAGGUGCGAAGGCCGAGUUGAGGUGUACUAUGCCAACACCUGGGGGACUGUGUGUGAUGACAACUGGUCCAUAGAAGAUGCCCAUGUGGUCUGCAGACAGCUGGGCUGUGGUCCAGCUUUAUCUGCCCUGCCAGGCACCAGUUUUAGCCCUGGGUCAGGCAGCAUUAUCCUUGAUGAUGUCAACUGCACAGGAAGGGAGUCUUCCCUGGCACAGUGCCCUCACAGCGACUGGCUCACCCACAACUGCGGGCACCAGGAAGAUGCUGGUGUCAUCUGUGCAGAUUCUGAAGCUGUCGGACAUCCAGCCACUUCAGCUCCUGAGGAACAUCCGCACCGUUUCCAUCCAAUAGAUCUGCAGCUGGUGAGACUGGUCAACGGGAGAAGCCAAUGUGAGGGCCGCGUAGAAGUCUACUUCAAUGGGACCUGGGGGUCUGUGUGUGAUGAUCUUUGGGGCAUACAGGCCGCCCAAGUGGUAUGUCAGCAACUGGGCUGUGGGAUGGCCCUGGCAGCCCCCAGGAGCAGCCUGUUCGGCGAUGGCUCUGGCCCCAUCUUCCUAGACGACGUGAGAUGCUUGGGGACAGAGAGCAACCUAGGGUACUGCCGCCACCUCGGCUUGGCUGUGCACAACUGUGAUCACCAUGAGGAUGCAGGAGCCAUCUGUUCAGCUGUGGGCGUUGCCUCAGAUUUGGCAGAAGUGGCUCCCGUAGUUGGUCAGCUCAUGAUCAGGUUGGUGGAUGGAAAGAACCGGUGUGAAGGGAGAGUAGAAGUCCUCCACAAUGGCACAUGGGGCACUGUUUGUGAUGACCUCUGGGGAAUCGAGGAUGCCCACGUGGUAUGCCGGCAGCUGGCCUGUGGGAAGGGCGUCAGCGCCCUUGGGAAUGGCCACUUUGGAGAGGGCGUGGGGAGCAUCUUCCUGGAUGACGUGCAGUGCCAGGGCAGUGAGACCUCGCUAGACCAGUGCCAGCACCAAGGCUUGUCUGUCCACAACUGUGGCCACCAUGAGGACACCAGUGUCAUCUGCUCAGCAUCAGCCACAGAGAUGACAACUUCACCUGUACCUACCUCAAGCCCAGCGGCAGCUUUAGUCCUCACAGCUGGCAUCACUACCACUUCAGUAGAAGCAGCUCACCUGUCAUCACCUGACAAUGGCCUCUGCCCACCACACUGCACAGGCCCUUUGGCAACUGCUCCAGAUAUAGCCACUCCAGUUGAUGCAUCUCCAGUCUCAGAAGGAGAGGAAACACCCCCAGAUGCAUCUUCAUCUUCCAAAGAAGAGGAAGCAUCCUCAGAUGCUUCUUCAUCAUCGGGAGUGACCUCCUCUGACAUUUCUUCAACCUCAGCAGAAACAAGCUCUUCAAAUGAUGCAUCUUCAGCCUCCACGGAAGAUGCCUCCUCUGAUACAUCUUUAACCUCAGCAGACGUGGCGAGUGGAGAGCCAACUGGUGCAUCGUCAGCCUCAGCAGAAGAUAACUCCUCUGAUGCAUCUUCAGGCUCCGCAGAAGAUACCUCCUCUGACACUUCUUCAGCCUUAGCCGAAUCCAGCUCUUCAACUGACACUGCUUCAACCUCAGCAGACUCAAGCUCUCCGAAUGAUGCAUCUACAGUCUCCGCAGAAGAUACCUCCUCUGACACUUCUUCAGCCUCAACAGAACCCAGCUCUCCAACUGAUAUGUCUUCAGCCUCAGCAGAAGGGAGGAGUGGAGAGGCAACUGAUGAAUCAUCAGCCUCAACAGAAGAGACCUCUUCAGAUGUAUCUUCAGUCUCCACAGAAGACACCUCCUCUGAUACUUCUUCAGGCUCAGCGGAAUCCAGCUCUUCAAAUGAUAUGUCUUCAACCUCAGCAGAAGGGAGGAGUGGAGAGCUCAGUGAUGCAUCUUCAACCUCUGCAGAAGAGAUAUCCUCUGAUACAUCUUCAACCUCAGCAGAAUCGGGUUCUACAACUGAUCCAUCUUCAUCCUCGGCAGAAGAGGCAAGCUCCUCUGAUACUUCUUCAACCUCAGCAGAAGCGAGCUCUCCAAAUGAUACAUCUUCAGCCUCAGCAGAACUGACCUCUCCAGGCGACCCAGUUCCAACCCUGACAGAAGUGACUCCGCCACCUGACCUGCCUCUGCGCCUGGUAGGCGGGCGAAACCGUUGUGAGGGCCGGCUGGAGGUGCGGCACCAGGGGGUGUGGGGAACCGUAUGCGACGACCGCUGGAACAUCAAGAAUGCCCGAGUUGUGUGCCGCCUCCUGGGCUGUGGUCAUGCUCUGGGCGCCCCUGGCAGAAGCCACUUUGGGGCAGGCACAGGCCCCAUCCUGAUGAAUGAAGUGCGCUGCUCCGGCAUGGAGGAUUCUCUGGAGAGCUGUGCCCAUGCUGGCUGGAUAACGCACAACUGCCACCACCGUGAGGAUGCCAGUGUGGUCUGUGCAGGUCACGCUGACUCUCUUGUGCCCAAGGAUAAUGCUCAGCUGUCCUGUUUGCCUCACCUCUUCCAAGCUGUCAUUGACCGAGGUUAUCUCCGGAGAUUAGGCUACUCCUCCUGGGACAUCCAUUUAAAUGAUAGGAUGUGUCGCCCCCAGGUCACUGGGCGUUACCUCAUCUUCAAUAUCCCUUAUGGCCACUGUGGCACCAUCAGGCAGGAGCAUCAAGGCUCUCUCAGCUACUCCAACUCCAUCAGAGGCAGAACUCAAGGCCACCCUGGCCGAGUCAUCGUGAGGCACAAGGUGCCCCAGGUGAAGUUCACCUGCAAAGUGGAUGGCCAGUCUGCAGUGGGAAUUGUGCAUGCGAGUGGCACUCAGAAGGACCAUGUCAGCUACGAUGUGUCGAUUUCAUUCCUCCAGUCGCCUGCAUCCCAGAAUAUGGGGGUUGGAGCUCCUCCUUAUACCCAUCAGAGGGAAGAGGUCUUCCUGCAGGCCACCCUCCACAGCCACAAUCCCAAUCUGAGGCUCGUCGUGGAUACCUGUGUGGCUUCUCCUGACCCCAAUGAUUUUACAACUGUCAAGUAUGAACUGAUUCAGGAAGGGUGCAUCAAAGACAAAUCCUACUCCGACCUGCAUACCUCUGGGAAGAACGUGGCCCAGUUUAAGUUCAACGCCUUCAGCUUCCUCAAAAGCUACGAUGUGGUCUACCUGCAGUGUAAGGUUGCUGUCUGCCGAAUAGGAGACCACUCGUCCCGAUGCUCACAAGGCUGUACAGGGCGGGGGAGGAGAGGCACAGGCUCUGCAGAGGCCAGAGAAGAACCAACUGAGUACUUCCAAACAGUGGGGCCACUGAAGAUUCACAGAGCAGGUCAUUAGAGCAAGGCCCUGGUGUGA
Messenger RNA from Microtus oregoni (creeping vole), 7530 nucleotides. Its product is annotated as deleted in malignant brain tumors 1 protein-like. The record is from RefSeq and is a predicted model, not a curated record. The transcript is spliced from 73 exons. NCBI's taxonomy places the organism in Eukaryota, Metazoa, Chordata, Mammalia, Rodentia, Cricetidae. Gene Ontology annotation, cellular component: membrane.